AUGGAGACUAUUCUUAUCUUUCCCCUGCUUAUUGCUGCCACCGUUGCUGUAUAUACUUUGGCUGCUAAAAUAAUCAACUCAGCCGGAAACACCACAUACAACGCCAACCCCGCCGAAUUUGAGCGCUCCCUAGAGACUCUUUGUCGAAUGUUUCCGUCGCUGCAAGAGGAGCAAUUAAGGGCGUUGUUGAUGAAGAGUUCCGGGUCUCUCGAAAAAACAAUCUCAACCUUGCUUGAUAUGAAUGCAAAAAGAGAGUCUCAAAACACCAAAGCCUAUCAAGGCACUGGUCUUGAUAGCAAGUUCCAUCCAACCAAUCAGCCCGACCAUACAUGGUAUGACGACCCCAUACUCCGCCAUCAAAGUUUACAGCAACGAAAAGCUGCCGCCGUAGAAAAGGCGCGGUCUAUGUUUCUGGAAAAGAAACUAUCUCAACAAUAA
Messenger RNA from Mitosporidium daphniae, 438 nucleotides. RefSeq lists its product as uncharacterized. NCBI's taxonomy places the organism in Eukaryota, Fungi, Microsporidia. The record is from RefSeq and is a predicted model, not a curated record. The coding region runs from base 1 to 438 and encodes 145 amino acids. Gene Ontology annotation, molecular function: ubiquitin binding. The transcript has 2 exons.